UCACUUCUAAACGCAGCCCUGACAGAGGACGCAUGCGAGGAACUUCAGAGAGGCGACUUCAGGCAGCACCUCACAUAUCAGAGGCUGCAGAAACAAGGGAUCCCCCGCGUGUGGUUAACACGGUGGACCAACUGCACAGCGCAAGAGUCUGAUGGAUCAUUUGAAUUCACCGAUCCUCUCCGGGUAGAUAGUGGGUACUUGUAACUGAAGGGUGUGCGUGCGUGUGAGUGUGCGUGUGAAAGUGCUUUCCUAGAAUAGAAAGGGAGAAGAGAGAAGAGAGGCGGGAUCGGUUUGGUGCCUUGUUGGAAAUCCAGGGGUGAGGAAAAUAGAUCGUCUGGAUCGGAUCGAUCAGCAGUGCGCGCUCCCUUCGUGGAUUUGAUGGAUGUUUGAUCAGUGGAUGUGAUGCCCAUUUAUAUCAUCGACCGAAAAUUUCCCGACACAUCUGGUCAGUUGAUACAGCCGGUAGCUGAAGGAGGAGACCUGAGAAUGACAGAGACCAAUUCCCCCAAUUCGGCUAAGAAGCCUCGUUGGACCUCCCUGGAGAUCGGGCUCAUCACCAUUGUCUCCUUGCUCUUCAUCGUCAUCGUUGCUCUCAUCAUCCUGUUUGCCACACAGAAGACGGAUGAAAUCUGCACCACAGCGGACUGCACGCAGUCAGCCUCUCGUCUCAUCGAGAACAUGGAUGCCACCGUGGACCCUUGUGACAACUUCUACCAGUACGCCUGCGGAGGAUGGCUCAAAAAGAACAUCAUCCCGGAGACCAGCUCGAGAUACAGCACCUUCGACAUCUUACGAGACGAGCUGGAGGUCAUCCUCAAAGGUGUCCUUGAAAAGACAGUGGAAGGGGAAGCCACCGCUCUCGUCAAGGCUAAGACUCUUUACAAGUCCUGCACUAAUGAGAGUCUGAUUGAGCUCAGAGGAGGCACUCCAUUGCUUGACAUGCUGUCUGAUGUGUUUGAGUGGCCGAUUGCUGUGGACAACUGGGAAACCAACCACGGUAAAACUUGGAGGUUGGAAGACGUCAUUGCCAAGCUGAACGAGAAAUACGGAACUCAACUCUUGGUUAACUUUUUCGUCGGCACUGAUGACAGGGACUCCAAUUCCCACAUCAUUCAUUUCGACCAGCAGACAAGUCUCGGCCUCUUGUCCAGAGAUUACUACACAUGCACGGGACCCUAUGCAGAGGCAUGUCGGGCCUAUGAGCAGUUCAUGAUUGACCUGGCGAAGCUGAUCCGCACCGACCGGAAUCUUGCCAUCAACGAAACCAGCAUCAGAGAGGAUGUGACGCGGGUUAUGGACCUGGAGAGAGACAUUGCAAACUCUACUGAUACUCCAGAGGACCGGAACAACCCAGUGUUGCUGUACAACAAGAUGGAACUGGGCGAUCUAAAUGCCAACUUCACCCUUGAGUUUGACUCACAGGUAUUUGACUGGAGUUACUUCACAGCUAAGCUAAUGGAUACGGUCAGCAUCAGCGUUCCCGAUACCGAGAAGGUCAUAAACUACUCACCAAACUAUUACAGAAGACUCAACCUUGUCUUGGCCAGAUAUACCAAGAGGGAUCUUCAGAACUACAUGGUGUGGCGUUUCGCUAUGAACAUGGUGGUGGGCCUGAGCAGAGCUUACAGGGACACAAGGAAAGCCUUCCGCAAGGCUCUGUCUGGCACGACAUCAGAGGCAGCGGUGUGGCGACAGUGUGCACUUUACGUCAACAACAACAUGGACAACGCUGUUGGACGACUUUAUGUGCAGGAGGCUUUCUCAGAAAAGAGCAAAGAACUGAUGGAAGAGAUGAUCAAAGACAUUCGGGAAGUCUUCAUCAGUAACCUUGAUGACCUGACCUGGAUGGAUGCAGAGACUAAGAAAGCAGCGGAGGAGAAGGCCCGAGCCAUUCGGGAACGGAUCGGCUACUCCAGCAACAUCAUGGAUGACAAAUACCUUAACAAUGAGUACAAAGAUCUGAGCUACAACGCAGAGGAGUACUUUGAAAACAUCCUACAGAACCUGGAGUAUGUGCAGAAGAAACGCCUGCGGAAACUCCGAGUCAAAGUCAACAAAGAGGAGUGGGUAACGGGAGCUGCUGUCGUUAACGCCUUCUACUCAUCCAGCAAAAACCAAAUAGUGUUCCCUGCAGGUAUCCUCCAGCCGCCUUUCUUCAGCAAAGGCCAGGCUAAAUCUCUCAACUACGGCGGCAUCGGCAUGGUAAUCGGUCAUGAGAUCACACAUGGCUUUGAUGACAAUGGCCGUAACUAUGAUAAGGACGGUGACCUGAAGGACUGGUGGACACCAGACUCCACUCAGAGGUUCCUGGAGCUGUCAAAGUGCAUUGUCGAUCAGUACGGCAACUUCACUUGGGACCUGGCCAACGGACUUAAUUUAAAUGGAAAUAACACCCUUGGGGAGAACAUUGCUGACAAUGGAGGGAUACGGCAGGCGUAUCAGGCCUACAGGAACUAUGUGAAUGAGCAUGGAGAGGAGCCAACACUGCCUGGCAUUGACCUUUCCCACAAUCAACUCUUCUUCUUAAACUUUGCUCAGGUGUGGUGUGGGACACACAGACCAGAACAGGCUGUAAAUUCCAUCAAAGUCGAUGUACACAGUCCAGGGAAAUUCAGGGUACUGGGCUCCCUUCAGAACUUCCCAGAAUUUGCCAAAGCAUUCAACUGCAACAAGAGCAGCUACAUGGUCCCUGACAACGUCUGCCGUGUGUGGUGAUCCACAGACCUCUGGGACGAGGACUGUAUUCACACAUGGGGUCUUCCCCAUCCGCCCUACAGUACCUCUCCCCUCUGACUGCUGGAGCACUCGUGUGUGGGGCUACAGGGAAGUGACCUGUAGCCCCUUGGCUCUUUACUGGAUGGACCAGGGCUGGUGGACUGACACUGCAGAAUGCACUUCCUCCAAGGACAGCAGCAGACUGAACCUUCACGGAGAACUGUCUCUCCGACUCCGAUACUGUAGUUCAUUCAAUCAGCCUAAUUACUCUGCUUCUCACUGGAUACAAUCACUCUGUGUAUUUUUAUUUUUCUCUCUCCAUUUUCAUCUGAUUUUACUUAACAUUUGUGAUUCUGACAAUGUGGAUAUGAGUGUGUGUGUGUGUGUGUGUGUGUGUGUGUGUGUGUGUGUGUGUGUGUGUGUGAGCGUGUGAGAGAGUGUGUGUUUCGGUCAAAAUACUGUGCAAGUGGUUGGCAGGAGAGGGGCAGACAGACAAAUGUGCUCAAACCCACUGGCAUAUGAAUACGCUGCACACCCACUCACACUCAUACACAUGUAACAGGGCUGAACCACUGUACUGUAUGUGGGCCUGAGCUGUAUGCCUUUUAAAAACCCUCAGCUGGUUUCAGCCUCCAUCUACACACUGACACACAAUGUACUCGUAUUGUACUCUUUGUUAAUACAUCGAAAUAGAUUCGAUAAAUUAUUACAGAAAAUCUGAAUUUAUUUUGAUGAAUAAACAGAUAAGUAGUUAAGCGUGCUUAUGUAUUACACAAUAAUAUAAUGAUAUAUAUGAACAUAUAUUUAAUGAUAAGGACUGCUGUUCAUUUGCAGUACGUCAAGAACACCAAAAUGAAUUUUUUACCUUUAAGAUAACAACUGAUCAAUAAUCAUUGAGCUGACAAUCGACAGACUUCAGACCCUUUUUAUAUGUUCAGUGAGCCUCCUUUGUGUUUCUGUAUGACUGUAUGUAUCCAUGUAUUUUCCAGUCUUUGUAAGUCAUUAUGAAUGUUGCCUUUUGUUUGUCAAGCAAAUUGCUUUGCCUUACAUGGUCUGUGUGAGAGUGUCUUUGUAUCCGCAGAAGAACAACAGACAGGAAAUGUAUCAUUAAAAGAAAACAUUUGUGUUUUUCACAAAUACGCCUCUUAAGAGAAGACCUGUAUCAUAUUGUCCGUAUGCUUCGGCCAGCUGCCGGUUACCUUAGCUUAGCAUGAAGACUGAAAACACCCAACCUGGCUGUGUUAUGCCUCUAAGGCUUGUUAGUUAACACCUCAAAAUCCUGUUUGUUUAAUCAGCACAAAUCAAAGUGUAAAAACACAUCCAUGGAGUUUCCGCUGGGUGCCUGGCAACCUGAGUGAUGACCACCCUGCAAAGUUGGACCAUUUCAUUUAAAUCUACGCCAGGAUUAAAUAAACCAAUCAUAAUGUGCUAAUUUGUAAGCUUUAAAUAUUUUUUCUUUUUACCUUAAGACAGACCCAGGCUAGCAUGUUUCCAGUCUUUCUGCUUUAAGUGAAUGUAACCUACUCCUGGCUGUGGCUUUAAAAAAAACCUGUCUGCAAGUAAUGUCUGCUGCACACUAGAGAUCUUUAAAAUCUUAACUGAUUAAAAAAAUGACAGAUGCGGCAUUUUUAAUCUUUUAAUUGUGGGACCACACAGACACACACUUGGCGAUCCAGUCGAGACGUAAGCCUACACACUUCAAAUUCUAAGUGGUGCUUUCAGAGACUUAAGAACCCACAGGAUCGGGCAUGAUCAAACAUGACUUCAGGAUAAAAACAUAGUUGGAGGCGGACUGCCAGCGUUCAACAAGUUUGUCCUCCUUUUCUACUUUCCACCUGGUACAGGAAACAAAAAUCUUAUUUUCACUGUAGGCAGCCAUGUUUCAGUUCUAAACACAAGUAUGCAGCAUCCGGUUGGUGAUGCUUCCCUGUCAGCCCGAUCUUACUGAUCAUCGCAGGUUUAUCGCAGGGAGCUGAACUGGACCCCAAACACGACAGAUUAUCAUCUGUGCAGCAGACAUUGGUGAACCAUUCCUUUCAGAAAUGAUCUCUGAGUUUGAUCUUGGUUCAAAUCACAUGAAGUGUCAUGUUAACAUCUUUUUGUUCACGAUUCUUUCACACACUGAUGGAAAAAAGUAAAUUGACACAGGACAAUAUGAUUUUUAAGGGAUGUUCUUAUUGCAUAUUAUUGCCAGAUCAUUUGCAGGAAAUUAUUGAACUUUUGAAAAUUGCAUGCAUUUUUCUGAAUGCAGAAGGUUAUAUGAAGUCAAUGGAGUCCAAUAUGGCUUUAUUUUCUAGGCUCAAAUGCAUCUGAGGCUGUGAUCCAAGGUGCGGAAAUGUUUGCCUUUUGCCUUUUUAUAUAAAGAUUAGUGCAACGAAUGAUGUGCCCUGAUCAUGUAGACCGAUUUUUUAAAUCAUACAUCAACACUCUCCACAUUCAGCCUCCAUUGUAAUUUUCCCCUAUGUUUUAUUCUCAUCUUUGCUAGUGCAAGCAUCCUGCUGCUCUCUUACUGUUCACCCCUCAGGCUUUCUUUCUUUCUGCCUCUCUCUCUCUCUCUCUCUCUCUCUCUCUUUUUCUCUCUCUCUCUCACACACACCCCACCUGUAGAAAGACAGAUAUACCUCAGUUGCCUGUAUUUAGAUACUUUAUAAUAAUGACUGAUAAUCAUC
Molecule: messenger RNA, 5384 nt
Organism: Paralichthys olivaceus (Japanese flounder)
Lineage: Eukaryota; Metazoa; Chordata; Actinopteri; Pleuronectiformes; Paralichthyidae
Product: neprilysin
Biological process (GO): protein processing; amyloid-beta clearance
Cellular component (GO): plasma membrane
Molecular function (GO): metalloendopeptidase activity
Source: RefSeq, a predicted model, not a curated record